AUGUCAGUGAUUGAAAUGAUUAAAUGUAUUAAUAAAAGUGAUGAAGAAACAAUUUUAAUAAAAGCAACAAGAAAUGAAGAAAAUCCACCAAAAGAGAAACACAUAGAAGAGAUAAUAUAUUAUUAUAUUGAAGAUGUAGAUUCAAAAAGAAUGACAGAAUUAAUUUGUGAAUUAAUAAAGAAAAAUAACAACAAAGGAUGGAUAGAAGUUCAACAUUUAUUAAUUAUAAUUUUAAAUAUAAUAAAAGUUGAUUAUAAAAAAGAAUUACUAAAAAAAAUAAAAAAAGAACAUUUACAAUUUGGUAUUAUCCAAUUAGGUCUAACUGAAAAAGAUGAUUUGACUAGAAUAUUUUGUAAAUAUAUUGAUUCUAUUGUAAAAUUAUAUGAAAGAUUUGAUAUUAUAAUGGAAGAGAAUACUCCAUUAACUCCUCUUUGUAAUGAAAUAGAUUGGAGAAAUGCAUUUAAUGCAUUUGAUAUUAUUAUUGGAUUAUUUAAUGAUUUAAAACAAAUUCAUUGGAAAAACGUUGACUUGUAUCUUUCUAAAUUAACAAUUUAUGUUAUUGAAUUAUUAAUAAAAGAAAUGGCUAUAAUACUUAUCAAACUGAGUUAUUAUAUAAAAACGUUUUUAAUAGACUGUAAAUCAAUAAAAAGUGAUGAUAUUAUGAAACUUAUUUCAAAAUUAAAUGACUUUGAUUCAAUUCAACAUUUUUAUUUCCAAAAAUUACCUAAAUUAAUUCCUUCAUCUCAAUUACCAACAUUUCCUAUUCUUUCUUAUCAUUCUGGAAUUUUUUCUUCUUUAAUUAGUUCAUUAGAAUUAACAAAGAAAUAUGACCAACAAAUACAAUCAAAAUUGUUAUUAGAUGUUCUUAAUGAAUUUAGUUUACAAUGUUCUUUAAAUGAAACUCCUUUAAAGGAAUUUAUUCAUGAACAUGAUACUUAUUCUCAUUCAAAUUCUCACUCAUUGUCUCAUUCAAGUUCUCAUUCAGCAGCUAGUUCAUGUCAAAGAUCAAGAAGUCAUUCUAAACCAUCAUCAACUUCUAAUUCAAGAAAGAAUUCAUUAAGUCUUCAAAAACAAGUCAAUGAUGGUUAUGGAGCAAUAGGAGUAUCAUUAAGACUAUCAGAAAUGUCACCAAAGAAAAAAGAAGGAUAUCUUAUCAAAACAUCAACACCAAAUAGUGGAACAUUAAAUGACCUUUAUAAAAAGAGGUCUCAUUCUAAAUCAGGUAAAAUUGAUAUUGACCAAAGUCAUCUUAGAAAGAAAAGUGUUACAAUACCAUCAGAUGGAGUUCCAAUAAAGAAAUCUUUUUCAUUUUCAAAUUAA
Molecule: messenger RNA, 1320 nt
Organism: Entamoeba nuttalli P19
Lineage: Eukaryota; Evosea; Mastigamoebida; Endamoebidae
Exons: 3
Coding region: 1-1320 (439 amino acids)
Source: RefSeq, a predicted model, not a curated record